Messenger RNA from Trichomonas vaginalis G3, 3222 nucleotides. RefSeq lists its product as uncharacterized. Bases 1 to 3222 code for a protein of 1073 amino acids. The record is from RefSeq and is a predicted model, not a curated record. The transcript has a single exon. NCBI's taxonomy places the organism in Eukaryota, Parabasalia, Trichomonadida, Trichomonadidae.
AUGGAAGCGGAGAAAGAAAUAGCUUGUGUUGACGCUAAAGAAAAUGGCCGCAAUCCAAUUUAUUCAGCAAUAGUGAAGGAAAACGUGAAUUCUUUAUUUAUGUCGAACAGUAUCUUGAUAGUUACUGAUAGAUCUCUCGAUAUUUACAAUAAAAAGAACAUUUGUCUUAAAGAUUCACUUUCACUUCUUCAACUAAGAUCAUUAUCAUAUGUAGAUCAAAACAUCAUCAUCAAAUACGGAAAAGAGAAAGCAAAAAUUGAAUCAAAAACAAAUUCAUUGGAAAUUUUAUCAUCAAUUCUUCAUGUAAUACAAAAAUUAUUCAAUGAAACAGAGCUGAAAUCCAUGAAUUUCGAUAGUUUUGACUUUCCGCCUACUAAUAACUUUCGAAAUGCGGCAAUAAUUUCAUUAAAAGAGAGACUACGAAUUAAUAAUAUUGAAUUUCCUACUCAGUUAGAGCAGUACUUCUCAAAAGUUCUUGAAAGACAUGAAGAUACAGCGAUUUUUAAAGGAAUUAAUGAAAAUAUUUUAAUAAAUUUAGUAAAAGUACUUCCAUUAUGUCCAGACCUUAAAACAGUUAUAUUCGAGGAUAUCAAAUACGAUAUUUACAAGAUACUUCUCGAAAAUUCAAAUUGUUUAUCAAAAUUAAAAUGCGUCAAAAUAGAUGCGAAAGCAACCGAAAGUUUUCCAAAGUUUAUAAAUACUUUAUGUGAUACAUCCAAAUUCAGUUUUAAUGGCUUUGGAUUUCGGAAUUCAGAUUUAUCAAAUGAUAAUUUAGCGGCAGUCUGUCAAUUAACAGAAGUACACAAGCUUACAUCACUAUCUCUGAACAAUGCUAUCAAUAAUACCGCACUUCCAUACUUCUAUACUGGUUUCUUUUCUCCAAUUUUAAAAACAAACAUAAUUUCAUUAGAUUUAUCAUAUACAAGGAAUAUAAAUUUAGACCAACUUUUACCAUCAAUCAAAUUCUUGACACAUCUUUCACUUGCAUACACGAAUCAUAAUGUUUCAGAUAUAUUAAGUAAAAUUUCAUCAAAUUCCCUUUAUUUGUUGCGAACAUUAGAUAUAUCAGGCAACUCCUGUGAAGAAAGGAACCUCUCUUCCAUACAAUUUAUGAAGCCAUUGACUAGAAUUAUUGCAAAUGAAAUUACUUGGCCAAAAAAGACGUUACUUAACAUAUUUAAGAUGGUCAGCUGCCGAGGACCAAUAUAUCCAAUACAUAUUCAUGUCAGUGACGCGUUAAUGAGCCCUUCUGACUGGAAUUCCUUUUUUGAUGAGUUAGAAAACGUAAAUAACUUCAAUUUGGUUGGUUUGGAGUGGAAUGGAAAUCCAAUGCGACCAGAAUUAUGCAAUUUCCUUCAAGGAAUGAAAGAAUUUCAAACUUUAUCUGUUGAUAGGGUCUUCGAUGAUGAACCAGACUCAUUUUUCCUUCAGUACCUUCAACAGUCAAAUAUAAAGUACCUCUCAAUUCGUGGCCAGGAGAGUAAAAAGAUAGGUCGUGGAAUUUCUGCUCUUAUUAAGAGUUUGGCAAUAUCGAAGAUAGAAGAAAUUGAUAUCAGCGGUAAUGCCAUUGGUGAUACAGGUAUUUCCAGCCUUCGCCAGCUUCAAAAAUCAAAGUUACAAAGAAUAUUUUUCGAUAAUAACGGGGAAACAAGCGAUGAAACACUUAUUGAAUCAUUGACAUCAUGCAAUAACCUUGUUCCUCCUGUUGAUGACCUCGAAAGACUUCCUGCCGCCAAAAAUUUCGUUGUUCGAAGAAUGAAUCUCAAAAUUUCUGAGAAAAAAACAACAAACUACAGUCUCCCCAUUGAUUCACCAUACUAUGAUGCAUAUGGAUACGUUCUUCCUGCAAGAGAGCAUGUUUUCCCUUCAUUUUUCACUAUAGAAGAAGCCGAUGAAAUCCGAAAGAAAGCUUUUGACACAAAUGAAACAAUUCAGAAGCAAAACAACACGGAAAACACUACAAGACAUCGCAGGAUUGUUAAUAUCUCUUCUCUCAUUAAAACAGAACCUAUUUCACAGCCUCCUCCGGUUUCUCCACCUCCUAAAAGACGUCAACUCAUCAAACAAAAACAAGAAGAAAAACCGCCAGAAAUCCAACCGCAAAAACCGCCAAAAAUCAUUGAAAAAGAUAAUCGUUAUUUCGAUGAUUCAAGUGAGAAUGAUUAUAACACAUUCACUGUUGACACAAUGGUACCCAUUGGCGAUGAUAUUAACACAAUGGAUUUGAUGGAUGAUGAAGGAAAUGUGAUUGGAGAAUUAAAAGAACCAGAACCAGUAAAAGUCAUCGUUUUAGAGGACGAAAAAGAAGAAGAGAAAGAAAAAGAGAAUAUUGAGGAAAACAGUGCCAAACAGAGAAUGGUGAAGAGCAAUGAGCCCCCUCAAUACAUCAAAAUCCAUAAAAGAAGAGGAAAACAAGUAAACGAAUUAUCUCGUUCAGAAAAAUCUUCUGAAAUUAACGAUCAACAAUUCAAUAGUCGUAAAAUCAAAUUACGGGAAGACGAUGAAAUGAUCAUACCACAAAACAACAUACAGACACAGCCAUUGUCUCCUUCCAAACGCAAAAUAGCAGCUCCUUCUCUUUCCAAACACAGAAAACAACAUCAAAAUCCAGAAGAAGCUCAAAAAAUUGAACCAAUUGUUGUUGUUAAAAAGAAAAGACGUCAUACUAAACCAGUUGAACAGGAAGUACCUCCUCCAACAAACGAAAAACCAAAGAGAAAGAGGAAAUCACACGUUUCUUCUAAAGAUGAUCAGCCAACUCCAGAAUUUUUACAUGAUAGAGGUUCUGUUAUUUCAAAAAGUGACAGACAAAUUGAAGCAGUUAUUUCACCUGGCGCUGUACAGCCAUUGCGCAGGAAAUAUAGGAAGCAUGGAAUGCAAUCACCACCGAAGAAAGAAGAAUCUCAAAGUUUAUUGCAAAGUAUUGAUAUCGAAGAUAUUUCGAUUUCUAGAAAGAUUGCAGAUAAUAUUUCCAGUGUAAGAGGAAGUGAAUUCAUGAAUAGAGAGAGGCUAACAAAGAGACAUGAAGCUCUUGACUCAGAAAGCUUCGGAGAAAAUCGCUCAAAUAAGAAAACGAAAAGAAACAGAAAAGAAAAAAUAAAUAGCGAUGAAAAUAGUUCCGAAGAUGACGAAUAUUCAAGGCUGAGAAAAGAAAGAUUCUCUAAACCUAUACUACCUGAGGAAUUGACUGAUUCUGAUGUUCCAAUGCCAUAUAGACCUUAA